Molecule: messenger RNA, 600 nt
Organism: Vicia villosa (hairy vetch)
Lineage: Eukaryota; Viridiplantae; Streptophyta; Magnoliopsida; Fabales; Fabaceae
Exons: 3
Coding region: 1-594 (197 amino acids)
Source: RefSeq, a predicted model, not a curated record
AUGGUAGCUAUUGAGGUCAUUCAUCACAUGAAGUCUAAAACCAAGGGUUAUUACAGCAAGACAAGUAAAAUAUUUGAUUACAGAUAUACUCCAAUUACAGCAAGACAAGUAAAAUACUUGAUUACAGCAAGACAAAGUCAUCCAAAUGCAAAGGAUUAUAGAUAUACUCCAAUUUCACUUUUUGACAAACUUGUCCAUGCUUUUGGAAAAGAUCGUGCUACUGGUAAAGGUGCUGCUCCCCCUGUUGAUAAUGUUGAGGAGAUAGAUAAAGAAAUAGAAGAGCUAUUUAACGAUGAGGAGGAUGAUGUAGAAACGACUCCAUCGCCGUCUAAUAAUAAAUCUAAAAGGAAGCUCGACAACAAAGAUAUACAUUUCAACAAAAGAAACAAAGGAGCAAGUCGUCUAGGAGUCGGUAAAGAUGUGUUUGAUGAUUCAAGAAACAUCAUGAAUGAGUUGAAGAAAAUGGAGCUAACAGAACAAGAGCGUUUUGUUGCCGCUGACAAAAUAUUAUCUGUGCCACAUCGUUUACACAUAUUUAUGGGUUGUGUUGAUAUUGAUGACCGUCUCGCAUUUGUUAAGUCAUUGAUGCAGUGAUUUCAA